This is a messenger RNA of Amaranthus tricolor (Joseph's coat), 880 nucleotides long. Its product is annotated as protein PAL OF QUIRKY-like. The transcript has 2 exons. Bases 116 to 688 code for a protein of 190 amino acids. Lineage: Eukaryota; Viridiplantae; Streptophyta; Magnoliopsida; Caryophyllales; Amaranthaceae. The record is from RefSeq and is a predicted model, not a curated record. Gene Ontology annotation, molecular function: protein binding.
CAUUUUCUUUAAGCUUUGAGAAAAACUUCUUCCUCCACUUUUGUCUUUCUUCUUAAACCCUUCUAUCUCCCUCUCUUCGAAAAGCAGAUUCCAUAAAAACUGAACUAUUUUCACCAUGGUUGAAUGUUUAUUGAAAUCAAGCAAUAACAACAUCAAAUUUCUCUGUAGUUAUGGCGGCAAAAUCGUCCCCCGUUAUCCCGAUGGUAAACUCCGUUACCAUGGCGGUCAUACACGUGUUCUUGCUGUUAAUCGCUCCAUUUCUUUCUCUGAAUUGAUGGUGAAGAUGGAAGAAUUGUGUGGAGUAUUGGUGAGUUUAAGAUGUCAACUACCAAACGAAGAUCUAGACGCUUUAAUUUCCAUUAAAUCUGACGAAGAUCUGGCUAAUUUAAUCGAAGAAUACGAUCGUUUUGCAUCUUCGUCGUCCACUAAAGUCAGGGCUUUUCUUUUGCCGCUAAAUUCAUCGAAUACAACUACAAGUAUCUCUCCUCCAGCGUCAUUGAAAUCGUUAUCUCCGAAAACAUUAUCGCCGUCGUCUUCAUUCUCCGCCGCUGGAUCUUCGCCUAGAUUUGUCCAACCGGUUUUGGCGUAUCCUGUUGGUUAUGCGAAAUCUGCUAGAAAAAAUUGUCAAAAUUGUUGCCGGAAUUCUAACCAGAUUUUCCUUAUUCAUAAUGGAAAUCACUGGCAAUAAUAUUUGGUUUGAUGAUUGAAGAGGAAGAACAAUAUGAAAUCUGAUAUAAUCAUGUGAACUUAUAAUAGAAGUAUUUUUUUUUCUAGAAAGUUCCAUAAAAUAGAGGGAAGUAGCAUUUAUGAUAUACAUAAUGAUGUAUUUGUAAGUUACAAAGAUUAUUUAUACUAUGAUGAUGACGAUGAAUUUUGAUGA